Molecule: messenger RNA, 1077 nt
Organism: Cannabis sativa
Lineage: Eukaryota; Viridiplantae; Streptophyta; Magnoliopsida; Rosales; Cannabaceae
Product: arogenate dehydrogenase 1, chloroplastic-like
Exons: 7
Coding region: 43-855 (270 amino acids)
Biological process (GO): L-tyrosine biosynthetic process
Molecular function (GO): prephenate dehydrogenase (NAD+) activity; arogenate dehydrogenase (NADP+) activity; NAD+ binding
Source: RefSeq, a predicted model, not a curated record
CUAAAAAGUAGAAACUCAAUUUUGAACAACAAAACAAAAACCAUGUAUACUUCCUCAUCAUCUGUCUCGAUUUCUUCAUCAAAUCUCAAAAUUGGCAUAGUGGGAUUUGGUUCCUUCGCCCAAUUUCUGGCACAGACUAUGAUCAAACAGGGCCAUAAGUUAACAGCAACUUCUCGGACAGAUUACACUGAUCUCUGUCACUCUUUGGGUGUCUCAUUCUUCAGGGAUAUAGAAGCGUUUCUUGAAGCGGAAAACGACGUCGUUUUGAUAUGCACCUCGAUUAUGUCCUUAUCUGAGGUUGUCAAGUCAAUGCCAUUUCAUUGUCUAAAAAGGCCAACCCUUUUCGUAGAUGUACUCUCUGUCAAAGAGUAUCCAAAAACAUUUCUACUGCAAGUGCUUCCUGAAGAGUCAGAUGUGCUUUGUACUCAUCCCAUGUUUGGACCAGAGAGUGGGAAAAAUGGGUGGAAAGGCUUAACGUGUGUGUUUGAGAAAGUUCGAAUAAGGAACCAAUCUACUUGCUCAAGCUUUCUCCAAAUUUUCCAGACUGAGGGUUGCCAAAUGCUGGAAAUGUCUUGCGAGGAGCAUGACAAAGUGGCUGCUAAGAGCCAAUUUCUCACUCACACUAUUGGCAGGGUAUUGUCGGAAAUGGCGAUUGAGUCCACACCUAUGAACACGAAAGGCUUUGAAACACUAAUCCAGUUGAAAGAGAACACCAUGAAGGAUAGUUUUGAUUUGUAUAGUGGGUUAUUUCUACGAAAUAGAUUUGCCAAACAAGAGCUGGAAAACCUUGAACUUGCACUGCAGAAGGUCAAGCAGAAGCUGCUAGAUAGGAUGAAUGAAGAGCAAGAUAUAUAACUGCUGCAACACUAACAUAAGAAUUUAUGUAUGAGAGACUCUGAUUUAAGACAUUUGGUUGAAAAAAUAUAUUUGAUAAACAAAUAUUGUUUCCCAUUGUAGUUGUUCGAAUUGGUUGACAGGUCCAACUGAUAAAGAAGACAUUUGUUUUCUUGUGGUUGGGUGAUUUAUGUGAGAGUAAAUAUUUAUGGUUUGAAAUUUGAAUAACAGUUUGACUAUCUA